AUGAAGCAAAAGAGAGAAGAAAUAUUAAAAACUGAAGCUAAACUUGAAAGACCUACAAAAGAAACAAAUAUGAGAAGAGUAAAAAUAAUAAUUAGAGUUGAAAAAGAAAUUGGAGUUGCUCAUUAA
Molecule: messenger RNA, 126 nt
Organism: Scutellospora calospora
Lineage: Eukaryota; Fungi; Glomeromycota; Glomeromycetes; Diversisporales; Gigasporaceae
Source: the annotation of a GenBank genome assembly